This is a messenger RNA of Solanum lycopersicum (tomato), 648 nucleotides long. Its product is annotated as transcription factor VIP1-like. NCBI's taxonomy places the organism in Eukaryota, Viridiplantae, Streptophyta, Magnoliopsida, Solanales, Solanaceae. Gene Ontology annotation, cellular component: nucleus. Gene Ontology annotation, biological process: positive regulation of DNA-templated transcription. Gene Ontology annotation, molecular function: DNA binding; DNA-binding transcription factor activity. The record is from RefSeq and is a predicted model, not a curated record.
AUGAAUGAGAAACGAAUCAAAUCCGAUGAGCCACAUUUGAGUUUGCCUUUGAAAACUCCAAUUGAAUAUGAAUCAGUUAAUAGAAUUCCAAGUCUGGAAGAAGCUCUGAAUUCAGAAAUAAAACAUGGUCAAGUAGAUCCCAAUAUGAACAUGAAGAAGUUGAGAAGAACAAUAUCAAAUCGAUUGUCUGCUCAAAGGUCUAGGAUGAGGAAGACUGAAUACAUUGAUUUGUUGAAAAAAGAGGCCAAAGAUCUUGAGGAAAGGAUAGCUUUUUUGGGACGAAAAAUAGAAAAUGACAAAGACAACAACAAGAAGCUGCAGCUUGAGAAUCAAAUGUUGCAAUUACAAUUGGAUAGCAUCACUAACAAAUCUAAUUUACUCGCUGUGCAAAAUGAAGAGCUGAAAGCUGAGUUGAAGAGGCUUAAGGAACCUGAGGAUGAGGAAGAUGAAGAGUAUAUCGACAUAGACCAUAAAUCUGAGAAGAUCCUGCCUUCGCGUAGAGCUAACGCCACGAAUGCGAAUGCUAGGAAUGUAAACGCAUCUCCUCCAGUCCCAGAUCAGGAAGUCUCCAAUGUUGAAUUCAAGAACGUCAUUCAGAUAUUGUCUUUGAGUAUGGCCAACCAGAACAAUAAGUGGGUUGAAGCUUAG